AUGUCUGUCGACUAUGUUCAUCAACCUGGUACGCUGCGGCAGUCGGUUCUUCCGUUCCGGACGCCAGCUGCCUGUUCUGCCUGCACGGUCGCUCAAGAAGCCUCCCCCUUGUCCCCCCCAGCCUCCCCCUUGUCCCCCCCCGCCUCCCCCAGUACGGUCCAGGUCCGGUGGAAGUGUACUGCUCGGUUUGUCCCUGAUGCUAUCGGUCGACCGACCACCUGGGACUCGUUUGGGAUCUGGGACAACAGGAUAGAGGAGCCCAUUCUGCUGUCUCCUAGUAUACGUUAUGGGAAACCCAUCCCACAGGUGAGUUUGUCCCGUGUGGGCACGGCGUCUCUGCUGGGUCAUCGGAGGGAGAAUGAAGACAGGUUACAGGUGGUUCGACUCAGUGACAGCAUCCUGUACUUGGCUGUGUUCGAUGGACACGGAGGACCACACGCCGCAGAAUACUGUCACACCUACAUGGAGAAAUACAUUAG
This is a messenger RNA of Salvelinus sp. IW2-2015, 479 nucleotides long. The record is from RefSeq and is a predicted model, not a curated record. Lineage: Eukaryota; Metazoa; Chordata; Actinopteri; Salmoniformes; Salmonidae.